Leptinotarsa decemlineata (Colorado potato beetle) is the source of this 2199-nucleotide messenger RNA. RefSeq names its product PR domain zinc finger protein 10. Gene Ontology annotation, cellular component: nucleus. Gene Ontology annotation, molecular function: RNA polymerase II transcription regulatory region sequence-specific DNA binding; protein binding; DNA-binding transcription factor activity, RNA polymerase II-specific. The record is from RefSeq and is a predicted model, not a curated record. Gene Ontology annotation, biological process: regulation of transcription by RNA polymerase II. NCBI's taxonomy places the organism in Eukaryota, Metazoa, Arthropoda, Insecta, Coleoptera, Chrysomelidae.
AUGCGUAGUCAUGAAUCAGUUGGAUAUAGUAGUGCAUAUGCUGAGCUCUAUAAUCUAGCAGUUUUGAAGCCCAAAGAAGAACGCACUUGGCCGUGUUAUGAAUGUACAUUGAAAUUUGAGUGUUCUGAAGAAUUACAGAACCAUCUGAACAUUCACGACGAUGAUGGAGAUGAAAAUAUAAAACCAAAAAGAAAGUUGAACAGAAAUAAAAAAAGAUUUUUCAAGAGAUAUCAGACUGAAACGGUUGAGUGCAACGUUUGUCAGGAAGUAUUUUUUCAGUACAACUACAGCUUCUUGAAACUUCAUGUUAUUCAGAAGCACGGAUUCACCAAAGGAACUGUUGAAGAUUAUUUCACUGUUGUUUUGAACUUCAGAUGUGAUGUAUGUGCUACAAUUUUCAAAUCUGAAGCUUUAUUAAAAAUACACAACUUAGAACAUGAUCCAGACUCGUCUGAUGAACAGCGAAAUCAUGUGUGUCCAGGUUGCCAAAGAAAAUAUCCUACCCAACGACAACUCGUUUUGCAUGUUAUGCAACAUGCUCUUCCUAAAAACGUUGUUCAGUCAGAGAGAGUCAAAUGCCCCGUUUGUUACAAAAUGUUUUCUCAACGUGAAAGGUUACAAAAACAUAUGUUAGUUCACGGUUCUGAAGAAUCCAAACCUUUGCAAUGCAAAACAUGUAAGAAGAGAUUUCUCAACAAUUCUGCUUUGGCUUGCCACAUAAAAACUCACUUUGCUGGAAAGAAAGUUUUUGAAUGCCCUAUAUGCAAAGAGAGUUUCGAUCAUGUCCUGAAACUCAAAAGCCAUGUUCCUAUUCAUUGUCAUAACAAUACCUUCACCUGUCCGCACUGCAAGAAGAUUUUCAGGAAAUACAGUAUUAUUAGAAAACAUAUCAGAGCCUUUCAUUGCGAAAGGACCCACGAUUGCCAACACUGUUCCAAAGUAUUCCCAACAGUAGAUAAGCUGCGUAUGCAUCUCCUGAGGCACUCUGACCACAGAGAAUUUUUAUGUGCCGAUUGCGGUAAGCAGUUCAAGAGAAAGGAUAAGUUGAAAGAGCACUGCAAAAGGGUACAUUCAGAAGAAAGGGAAAAUACAAUUCCUAAGCUUUCAAACAGGAACAAAAUCAAGAAAUUCACACCAAAAGUUGAGCCCACCGAUUUUCAUAGAUUCAUAUACAAGUGUCACGCUUGUUUGGUUGGAUUCAAAAGGAGAGGUAUGCUGGUGAAUCAUUUGGCUAAACGUCACCCAGAUAUUCCUCCUGACUCUGUUCCUGAACUCAACUUACCAAUUCUUCAAACCACACGUGACUAUUAUUGCCAAUAUUGUGAUAAAGUUUACAAAAGCAGCUCGAAGAGAAAGGCACAUAUAUUGAAGAAUCACCCCGGUGCUGCGUUACCUAUGAGCAAUAGAAAACAGGGCUCUUUGCAAGAAGUAUCUGGGCUUCCAAAUCCUACUUUCUCUCAAACUGUAGGCAGUAUAACUACAAGGCCCCAAAAUUGCAAGUGGUGCCAUAAACAGUAUGCCAGCAAAGCUAAAUUGUUGCAGCAUCAGAGGAAAAAACACCCUGACCAAAUGUCUGUUGAGGUAGGAUAUCAGUUUAAAGAAGAAGAUUUGGGAGAUGAUGGCUCUGCGGAAAAUGACAAGAAUAACAUAAUAAAAGAGAAUGCUGUUACGGAGUUUGAUAAAGUUGUAGAGGAUAUGAUGAGUAAUGAGUUGGAUGAUUAUAAUCUGGAAGAAGAUUCACAGUAUUGUCAUUUGUCAAUAAAUGAAAAUGAUACCUUCAUCGAAUCUAGCGAGAUGGAAAAUACAAAUUCGCAUUUAUAUCGACUGUUGGCUACAAACAAUGGAAUGCUACCACCACGUUGAAAUGAGGAUAAUCUAACUUAGUUGGGAAUUCUUCAUCUGCUCCUUCGUGAGUUUUCCGCUCUAAUCCGAGGGAUAUUUGCCUGCAAUCCGUACCGUAGGAUGAAACCUGCGUGUUUUAUCAAAGAUUGAUAUACGAUUUAAGGAUGGUUUAGUGGAGGAUGAUUUAACAGAAUUUUAGCAAUAACUUGUCCAUUUGUAAUGAUAACAGAAUUUUAUGCAAAUGUAGCCAGAUUAUAUUGUGAUCUCAUUUAAUAGUGAGGACUACACUCACUGCUUCAAAAUAAGCGAGUUAUUUAUUAUAUACUUUGAAUCGCCUUGAGAGGUAGUUUAACAAAA